Elaeis guineensis (African oil palm) is the source of this 2966-nucleotide messenger RNA. RefSeq names its product L-type lectin-domain containing receptor kinase VIII.1. The record is from RefSeq and is a predicted model, not a curated record. NCBI's taxonomy places the organism in Eukaryota, Viridiplantae, Streptophyta, Magnoliopsida, Arecales, Arecaceae. Gene Ontology annotation, biological process: protein phosphorylation. Gene Ontology annotation, molecular function: protein kinase activity; carbohydrate binding; ATP binding.
UCCCCCUUUCCAACUCAACAAAAGCCCCCUCUGCUUCACUCCACCUACCUUCCGUCCCAAGAAUCGUCCAUUAUACCUUCUCCCUUUCCUACGGACUCUCUCUCUAAGAACUCCGGCUGAUGGAUCGCCGGCAUUCCUGACAAUGCCGCCGGAACAACAGUAUCAGCUACAGAGCCACCCCGUUUUGCUCCCCCUUUUCCUCUUAUUAUUUCUCUUGUUGGAAGGCGGUUCGGCCACGAGGUUCGACUUCCGGACCCUGACGCUCGGGAGUUUGAAGCUUUUGGGCGACGCCCAUCUCAAGAAUGGCAGCAUCCGCCUUUCACGGGACUUGCCUGUCCCCAACUCCGGCUCCGGCCGCGCCCUCUACGCCGACCCCGUCCGCCUCCGCCACCCCUCUACCCGCCUCCCCCUUCCCUUCUCCACCUUCUUCUCCUUCUCUAUUACUAAUCUCAACCCCUCCUCCAUCGGCGGCGGCCUCGCCUUCCUCCUCACCUCCGACGACCGCGCCCUUGGCGACGCCGGAGGCUUCCUCGGUCUCCUCAAUGCCUCCGCCGGCGCCGGCGCCGGCGCCCCCUCCGUUGUCGCCGUCGAGUUCGACACCCUCAUGGACGUCGAGUUCCAGGACAUCAACGGCAACCACGUCGGGGUGGACCUCAACAGCAUGGUCUCCGCCCAGGCCGCUGAUCUGGACUCUGCCGGCAUCGACUUGAAGAGCGGCGACCACAUCAACGCCUGGAUCGAGUAUGGCGGCGCUGGCGGUGGCGCCGCCGACCGCGGGCUCCUCCAGGUCUUCGUCUCCUACUCCACCGUCCGCCCUGCCGAUCCGGUCCUCUCCGUCCCCCUCGACCUCGGCCAAUUCGUCGACGACUUCACCUUCGUCGGCUUCUCCGGAUCCACCCAGGGGAGCACCGAGAUCCACAGCAUCGAAUGGUGGAGCUUCUCCUCUCCCUCUCCCAGUGCCGUCCCCUCCCCUACUUCCCCGAAUCUCGACUCCCCCAAUUCCAACGUCUCCGCCCCUUCGCCGUCCGUCUCCAUCGCCGCGGCCGCGGGCCCGGGCAACGAGAUCGCCGUGGCCCAUUCGUCGUCGUCAUGCCAGAGCAACGGGCUCUGCAGGCAGGGCCCUGCCGCCGUGGCGGGGGUGGCGAUGGCAGGAGCCUUCUUCGUCGCUGCCUGUGCCGGCGUCGGCAUCUGGGCCUUCUCCCGGCGUGCCAAAGCCCUCAAGAAAUGGGACAGCUUGGUGGCGGCUUCGGAGAUUGUCAAGACCCCGAGGGAGUUCAGCUAUCGGGAGCUGAGCAUUGCCACCCGAGGCUUCGACCAAUCUCGGAUCAUUGGCCACGGCGCCUUCGGGACCGUGUACAAGGGCAUCAUCCCGGAGACCGGCGCGAUGGUGGCUGUCAAGCGAUGCAUCCAGAGCGGCGACGGUGAUAAUGGCGGAGCACAGGCGAGGUCGGAGUUCCUUUCGGAACUUUCCAUCAUCGCCAGCCUUCGGCACCGGAACUUGGUCCGCCUCCAGGGGUGGUGCUACGAGAAGGGGGAGAUCCUACUCGUCUACGACUACAUGCUUAACGGGAGCCUCGACAAGGCCCUGUUCGAGCCGGAGGCGCUGCCUCUGGCGUGGCGCCACCGGAGGAAGAUCCUGAUCGGCGUCGCCUCCGCCCUUGCCUAUCUCCACCGAGAGUGCGAGCGCCAGGUGAUCCACCGCGACGUCAAGUCCAGCAACGUCAUGCUCGACGAGGGCUACAACGCCCGUCUCGGUGACUUCGGCCUCGCCCGCCAAGUGGAGCACGACAAGUCCCCCGACGCCACCGUCACCGCCGGCACGAUGGGCUACCUCGCCCCCGAAUACCUCCUCACCGGCCGCGCCACCGAGAGAACCGACGUCUUCAGCUUUGGCGCAUUAGUCCUCGAGGUCGCCUGCGGCCGCCGCCCCAUCGAUGGCGACGACCGCCGGGCCGCCGCCAGCAGCACCCAGUGGUGCAGCAAUUUGGUCGAAUGGGUGUGGGGCUUGCACGGCGAGGGUAGAAUUCUAGAGGCGGCGGACCGGCGGCUGGAGGGCGAGUUCGACGAAGGGGAAAUGAGGAGAAUUUUGUUGGUGGGUUUGGCAUGUUCGAGCCCGGACCCGGACCUGCGGCCGGGGAUGAGGAGUGUCGUCCAGAUGCUGAGCGGCGAGGCCGAUCCACCCUUUGUGCCGGUGUCCAAGCCGUCCAUGAGCUUCAGCGCCAACCACCACCUCCUCCUCAGCCUCCAGGACAGCGUCUCCGACUACACUGCCAUGGGACUCAAUCUCUCCUCCUCCUCCUCCUCCUGCUCUCUUCGGAGCACACUCAGAGGUGGCGGCGGAGGGUCAUGACGUCUGCUCACCGGCACGUGAUAGGAUUCCAGUCCGCCUCUGAUUGUUAAAUACGGAAUAAAAAAAAUAUCAUGACUUGUAUAUUGUUUCGUAUUGGCGGACGCUGAUUUAAGCUUGGAUUUUAGCUCGGCGACGGAUAGGCUUUGUUGACGACAUUAUCCUACUUUCUACUAGGUAUAAAGUACUUAUUAUGCAUUUAUUACAGAUAUAUUUGCUUGAACGUGCUUGUUUAAAAUUAUGAGUGCAUGAUGCGGUGGGAGUGAGGGAAAGGCAGCAGCAUCAUGACGCUGUGCGCAGGUAUGGCGAUGGGGGAGGAGAGGUUGGGACUGGAUGGGGAUGGGGCCCGUCCUUUGGAUCUGGUGCUGCUGACAAGGAGGCGUUGCGUAAAGGGUAAGGGUGAGGGCGGCCGUGGAAAUUUGGUGCUGGUUUAAUCAUUGGUAUAUUGAAAUGGAGAACAAAUGGGAAGGAAGGGAACCUAGCCGAAGUCACGUGCCAUGAUGGUUCCGUAUUGCCUCUGUUGGAGGGAUAAGGUGGAAUUUGGUAUUCCGAUCUUUGGUUGGGAGGAAGAAGGGAAAACAUUUUUGGAGAAUUAUGUCUCCAUAGGUAUCUUUUUGAA